Molecule: messenger RNA, 5855 nt
Organism: Varanus komodoensis (Komodo dragon)
Lineage: Eukaryota; Metazoa; Chordata; Lepidosauria; Squamata; Varanidae
Gene: WDTC1
Product: WD and tetratricopeptide repeats 1
Exons: 17
Coding region: 324-2456 (710 amino acids)
Biological process (GO): negative regulation of fatty acid biosynthetic process
Cellular component (GO): Cul4-RING E3 ubiquitin ligase complex; cytoplasm
Molecular function (GO): protein binding
Source: RefSeq, a predicted model, not a curated record
GGAGGCGGAGGUGAUGUUGGUGGCGGAGGGGGCUUGCCGAGCCCGAGACAGCUGGAGGGGAUAAACAGCGGAGGGGGCCGAGGAGGGCUCGGGUCCCCGCCGGGCCGGGGCUGCGGAACCUGGUCAGCGGCUCGGGCUGCUGUCCAGCCACUCACCUCCUGGAGGCGCCCCUGCCCUGGCACAGGGGUCGGGCCGCCCCCCUGCAUGGAAGUUCAAGGGCUUCGUCCACUGGCUGCUGCGGCUGCUGAGCCUGCCCUGAGGAGGCCUGACAGAUCCCACUCUUCAAGAGGGAACUGACCUGCCCCUUCUUUCCGGAGAGAUAGAUGCUUCCUGCAAUUGGUAAUUUCAAUGCCUUCUCGACGAACAUGAACUCUACUGGAAUGCUUGGAUUCACAGCAGCACCUCCAUUUGCGUUCUUUCGUUGGCCCUAUUGUGAGAAGAUGGCAAAAGCAAACAUUACCAGAGACCUCAUCCAUAGGCAGCUCAAGGAGAAGGGCGCCCUCAGCUUUGAACGACACUAUCAUGUUACUGACCCAUUCAUCCAGCGCCUGGGCUUGGAGGCAGAGCUGCAGGGUCACACUGGUUGUGUCAACUGCCUCGAAUGGAAUGAAAAGGGAACCUUGCUGGCUUCUGGCUCCGACGACCAGAAUGCGAUUGUGUGGGAUCCCCUGCACCACAAGAAGCUCCUUUCCAUGCAAACAGGGCACUCAGCAAACAUAUUCUCUGUGAAGUUCUUGCCGCAUACAGAGGAUCGGAUACUUAUCACUGGGGCUGCUGACUCCAAGGUGCACGUCCAUGACUUGACUGUUAAAGAAACCAUCCACAUGUUUGGGGAUCACAAAAACAGAGUCAAGCGCAUUGCCACUGCUCCCAUGUGGCCCAACACCUUCUGGAGUGCAGCUGAGGAUGGACUGGUCAGGCAGUAUGACCUGCGAGAGAACAGCAAACACUCAGAAGUUCUGAUAGAUCUGACAGAAUACUGCGGACAGCUUGUGGAGGCAAAGUGCCUCACUGUCAACCCCCAGGACAAUAACUACCUAGCCGUGGGAGCCAGUGGGCCGUUUGUGCGGAUCUAUGAUAUACGCAUGAUCCACAACCACAGAAAAAGCAUGAAGCAGAAUCCCACAGCUGGAGUCCACACGUUUUGUGAUCGACAGAAACCUCUCCCAGAUGGAGCAGCCCAGUACUAUGUAGCAGGGCACCUUCCAGUUAAAUUGCCUGACUACAAUAACCGGCUGAGAGUGCUGGUCGCAACAUACGUCACCUUCAGUCCCGACGGUACAGAGCUCUUAGUCAAUAUGGGAGGGGAGCAGGUGUACUUAUUUGACCUGACUUACAAGCAGCGGCCAUAUACUUUUCUCCUGCCAAAGAAAUGCCGCUCCUCAGGAGAGGUGCAGAACGGGAAGACCUCGACCAACGGAGUGUCCAAUGGCAUCCAUCUCCACAGCAACGGCUUCAGGCUGUCCGAGGGGCGAGCGCACAUGAGUUCACAGGUGGAGCUGCCUCCCUACCUGGAGAAAAUCAAGCUGCAAGCCAACGAGGCUUUUGCGUGCCAGCAGUGGACUCAAGCCAUCCAGCUCUACAGCAAAGCUGUCCAGAAAGCCCCCAACAACGCCAUGCUGUACGGAAACAGAGCCGCAGCCUACAUGAAGCGCAAGUGGGAUGGGGAUCACUACGAUGCCCUGAGGGACUGCUUGAGGGCCAUCUCCCUGAACCCAUGUCACCUGAAGGCUCACUUCCGCCUCGCCCGCUGUCUGUUUGAGCUGAAGUACGUGACAGAAGCCCUGGAGUGCCUGGAUGACUUCAAAGGGAAGUUCCCUGAGCAAGCACACAGCAGUGCUUGCGAUGCCCUGGACCGGGACAUCAACGCCGCGCUCUUUUCCAAAACGGAUAACGCGGAAGACAAGAAAGGAAGCGGCCCCAUCUGGCUGCGAGCAACCGGCCGCAAAGAUUCCAUCUCGGAUGAUGAGAUGGUGCUUCGGGAGCGCAGCUAUGACUACAAAUUCAGAUACUGUGGCCACUGCAACACCACCACAGACAUCAAAGAGGCAAACUUUUUUGGCAGCAAUGCUCAGUACAUUGUCAGUGGCUCUGACGAUGGCUCCUUCUUCAUCUGGGAGAAAGAGACAACCAACCUGGUGCGGGUGCUGCAGGGGGACGAGUCCAUUGUCAACUGCCUGCAGCCGCACCCGAGCUACUGCUUCCUGGCUACUAGUGGCAUCGACCCGGUUGUACGACUGUGGAAUCCCAGGCCAGAGAGCGAAGCAUUGAAUGGGCGGGUGGUGGAAGAUAUGGAAGGCGCCUCCCAGGCCAACCAGAGGCGGAUGAAUGCUGACCCCCUGGAAGUGAUGCUGUUCAACAUGGGCUACCGGAUCACGGGGCUGACGGGCAGCGGGGCCGGAGGCCUGGACGACGAAGACAGCUCCGACGGGCAGGUCCACUGCCGGACCAGCUAAAGCCGAAUUGCCUCUCCUUCCCAGCGUUUUGGUUUUGGGGUUGUAUUGUUUGAAGGGAAAUCUAGUUUGCUCAGUUUGAACUCUGAUGAACGACUGCACUGUUUCACACUAUGCACAGGAUAGGACAUGCCGGCAGAGGCAGGAGUGGCUUUGUCUUAACCGCUGCUACAGUUUCUUCCCCUGCGCCCUCUUCCACUGUUGAGCAGCAUGGUAAUGCGGCCUGUUGAGAUUUGCCUCCUAGCAGAAUCCAGUCUGUGCAGAGAUUUCGUUUCCUUGUUGUCCGUGAGCAGUGUAACACAGGGUAGCCGACCCCUCCUGCAGAGCUGCCGCACGGCUCCUGGGCGGGGGAGGCGUUGCCUACAUGAAUGCGUUUUUUGCAGAGAGGAUGUUAAAAACUCAAUAAAGAAGUGAAAACUAGGGCAGGGAUUAUGGCAUGAAGUUCAAUGCAGUGAUCUUUGUCUCCGAAGCUUGGCUUGCCUGCUCUGCGGUUAGAUCAGGCUCACAGUCUGUGGCCUCUGUUCAGCUGACAAGCAUCCACUCAGCCCCUGCAUCUGAAACACAAGGCAAUGUGGCUGGAUAAAACACCGUGGUUAAUGUAGCACCGGACGUGCUGCGUCCAUAGCAUCAAGCCGAGGAAUGUCUGGCUCUGGUAUCUAAUACUUUAUUUCUUCUGUGCACAGAGAGGCACAGCUCGUGCAUGUGACCUGGCAUUGCUCCCGUUUUGAAAACCCCUGCCUUUCUUUUCCCCUUGUCCCAAAAUAUUCGCUUUCCUUUGUCCCCAGCCAGGGAGUGUGGGGCAUUUCACCAUUGUGCCUCAGCACAGCACGGGUCUGAUCACUGAGGAGGCUGUGUGCUGCGAAGACCUGCCUGAGGGUUCAAGGCAAGGCUGCCCCCUCCGUCUCUUCAGUAGGAGGCUCCACCCCCAGCCUUCUGGCAGGUGGGAUUCUGGAAAACUGCAUCAACCGCUGGCUCUCCCAUUGGUCCAUUUUGUUAAAAGGCCCCUUUUCACCUGUGGGCUUGCCAGGUUCUGACCAUCACAUGGAUCCUGCACAGUUGAUUUGCAGUCGUCUUCCUCUCCUCCCCUCCCCCACCCAAUUGCCAUCCAAAUCUCACCCAGAUCCCUGAAAAUUGCACUAAUGCUUAUUCAGUGUUGCUUUGCAUUGCAAGGGUGAGGUUGGAGGAGACUAGGGCAAGUAGCCAGCUACUGUAAGGCUGGCUUUUGGCAAUGUGGCUUUCCUGUUCUGCAGGGAUAUGCUCUUAAAGCGACUGCUCAGCACAGCUUGCAGCCCCCCCCCCCCCCCCCCCACAAGAGCAAAUGGUGGCAGGAGUGAGACCAGCAGAGGCUUUUGCGUUCAGCAGAACUCAAGGUGAGGUGGUGCCAGUCACACUUGGUUGCCCUGAAACCUCUCGUGUUUUCUGUUCCAAGUGGCCUUCAUUUGGAAACGGAAACAAAAGCAGACCUGGGAGUGUGGAUAUCUCGAUGCAGCUGACCUUGCCAGAAGACAGCCCUUCCCUACCUGCUGCCUUCCAGGUGUGCUAACCUGCAGUCUAACACAUCUGGAGGGCUUCAGGUUGGGGAAGGCUACCAGGAAACCUCCCUUUUUGCCCUCCCCAGAUAGAGGCCCAGGUAAUGAGUGGCAGCAGGCAUACCGUGGUCUUCCUUCCGAGCAAAAGCGGAUGCCGUAGCCCUGUCCAGUACUGUGUGGGGCUUCCUCUUUCCGCAGUGGGCAGCCAGGGAGAGCGCAGGGCUCUGCCUCCACCUCUCUGCCUAGGCAUUUCAGAUCAUGGUGAAGUCUAUGGUUACACAGAGUUCCUAGUCUCUGAACGGUAUGCCUUCCAGGUAGCACAGCACUACAGUGCAGAUAGACUCGAAGAACCUGGAACUGCCCAGGCCAAUUUUCUCCCCUCCUGUUCGUUAAAGCCGUAGCCUUCUUGUAGCCCACCAGCCACUUGCAGAGUGACAUUGUUUAGUAAUCGCUGCAUUCCUCUUUCUUUAUAAAAUCAGGAGGGGAACUUCAGGUUCUUCAACAGUAUUAAAGCAGGAUAUAUUAUCUGCAGCAUAGGUAAGAGGCUAACCUAAAGAGAAGGAGCUGGAGAGAUCAUGUCAAUUUCUUUCCCAUUCUUAGAACUUGAGUAGAAAUAAAACCACAACAAAACUGAGCUGGCUGUGAGAGGCCUGGUAUUUGGGCCCAUGAGAAGAGAAAAUGCAUCCCUGCAGCAGCCAUCUCCACACCCCCCCUGCCCCCCCCAGCCCAGUUCUUCUGACUGCUUUUUCCUUUCCUUCGAAUUGUCAAAGCACUUUCCCUGAUCUGUAAGAAAUACGGUGUAAGCUUGGCUUGUGUCUUCCCUGUCCUAAAACAUUGCAUUGUCAAGUGUGCACGUGCAUGUGUAUAUAAGGGAGAAAUAUAAAAAGGGUGGUUAUUGUAUUUAAAAGAUGGAGUCCUAUAGAGUCUUCCAGGACUCUUACGUAUCCAGCUCACUGGAUUCAGCCGGCCAUGGCGUGACCACUCCGUGCGGCCUCGAUAUUGUCGAUCGGGCAAGCGGAGUGGCAGCGAUCGGUUCUUGUGCUGUGGGAUAAGGCAACUGGGAGGAAUGCCCCUUUUGAGGAACUGGGUGAAUAAUGGACCCUUCUAAGCUCCGCAGGUAAAGAUGAAGAUUUCUAAGUGUGUGUGUGUGGUGAGGAAGUGCAGGUAAGAGGGAUGACGGGAAUUGCCAUCCAGCCUGUCGAGGGCCACAUGGUCCCGAUCCCUGCUUUCGAAAGGUGAUUCAGCAAUAGCAUCAGCUACUUGUUACAGGAGUGACUUGCCCCACUACCCUGCCAUCUGCCGUGUGACUAGACCAUUUUUUUCUUCUGCCAUGAAUAGAAUUUUAGUUUUACUGCUGCUUGGCUUAAAGAGAGGGGGGAAAUAGUGGGCUAGAGGUAGCCCAUCUUCUGCAUCUCAUUCUGGACACACGUGCCCUGUUUGCGAAUGAGGAACUUUGUAUGGAUUGAGUGAAAAUAACUGAUAGAGGAAAAGGCGCUGUUUGACUCUCCUUAUUUGCCCCCUCAGAUGGGAUGUAGGGAAAAGAUCAGCUCUAUUUUUCCUUUUGAUUAACUCCUUUUUUAAAAAAAGCCCAGAAAUACUAUUUUUGUAAUUAGCAAAAGGCUCUCUUCUGGUGUACACAUUUAAUGAAUGUAUAGAAAAGGCUUCAUAUUGGCAGCUGGGGAAACAGUUGCUUAUAUAUAACUCUUCAGGAAUUCAAAAGUAAAAAUUUCUCCCCCAAACUUAUCCCUGCAGAUGUGGAGAUAAUACACCAGUCUCUCUCUCUUUUUUUUAAAUUAUUCGGAAGGGUAUAUUUCUGUUUCUCUGGUCGCUGGAAGAGAAGGGGUUAAGCAAUUAAACAAUUCUUUGUUCUGGU